AUGGCGACCUAUAUUCUGCAAAUUGCUGGACUGAUGUUUGGCGGUGUUGGCAUGGUGGGCACGUUGGCUGUCACCAUCAUGCCUCAGUGGAGAGUGUCUGCCUUCAUCGAAAGCAACAUCGUGAUAUUUGAAAACCUCUGGGAGGGCCUGUGGAUGAAUUGCAUGAGGCACGCUAACAUCAGGAUGCAGUGCAAAGUCUAUGAUUCCCUGCUGGCUCUUUCUCCAGACCUGCAGGCAUCCAGAGGACUCAUGUGUGCUGCUUCUGUGCUGUCCUUCUUGGCUUUCAUGACAGCCAUCGUCGGUAUGAAGUGCACUAGGUGCACUGGGGACGAUGAGAAGGUGAAAGGUCACAUCCUACUGACAGCUGGAAUCAUCUUCAUCGUCACAGGCAUCUUGGUGCUCAUCCCUGUGAGCUGGGUUGCUAAUUCCAUCAUUAGGGAUUUCUACAACCCCAUAGUGAAUGUUGCCCAGAAACGCGAGCUUGGAGAAGCCCUCUACAUAGGCUGGACCACCUCGCUGCUGUUGAUUGCUGCAGGGACCCUGUUCUGCUGUGGUUUCUGUUGUACUGAGAAGAGCAGUAGCUACAGAUACUCAAUACCUUCCCAUCGCACAACCCAAAAGAGUUAUCACACGGAAAAGAAGUCACCGAGUGUAUACUCCAAAAGUCAGUAUGUGUAG
Lepus europaeus (European hare) is the source of this 678-nucleotide messenger RNA. It is a transcript of the gene CLDN8, whose product is annotated as claudin 8. The coding region runs from base 1 to 678 and encodes 225 amino acids. Gene Ontology annotation, molecular function: structural molecule activity. The transcript has a single exon. The record is from RefSeq and is a predicted model, not a curated record. NCBI's taxonomy places the organism in Eukaryota, Metazoa, Chordata, Mammalia, Lagomorpha, Leporidae. Gene Ontology annotation, cellular component: plasma membrane; bicellular tight junction. Gene Ontology annotation, biological process: bicellular tight junction assembly; cell adhesion.